Cataglyphis hispanica is the source of this 7572-nucleotide messenger RNA. It is a transcript of the gene alpha-Man-IIb, whose product is annotated as alpha-mannosidase 2. Gene Ontology annotation, molecular function: carbohydrate binding; alpha-mannosidase activity. The coding region runs from base 490 to 3825 and encodes 1111 amino acids. The transcript has 7 exons. Gene Ontology annotation, cellular component: Golgi membrane. Lineage: Eukaryota; Metazoa; Arthropoda; Insecta; Hymenoptera; Formicidae. The record is from RefSeq and is a predicted model, not a curated record. Gene Ontology annotation, biological process: protein deglycosylation; N-glycan processing; mannose metabolic process.
UUGGGGAGGGGGCGUCGCGUGACGCGCGCAAAAAUUUCGACUACGCUCCCUUCUCUCGUCUCGACUCUCUCAACUCUCAACGACCUUCAUACCGCGACGAGUCGUUGGACCGCGAGUGUCGGUGUCUCCUCGGAAAGGUAAAUCGCGCGCGUCUCGGAAAGGAUUGUCGCGUCGAAUAUCGAAACUGGUGACGCGAAAGAGUGCGGCCGUGAGUGAUCUUGUACCAUGGGACAUACGACUGUAUCGUGCCGGGAUUCAGCGAUCGUCGUACGUGAUCCUUGAGAAUUUCGCGGACACCUGUGGACACUUGCUGCGGAGUUACCAUGGCGACCGGCCACUCUUCUGCCGCCAUGUUCCAUGGAGUCGAAGGACAAAAUCAAGGAUCGUUUGUCGAUCAUUGUUGCUGAUGCCACAUCCCUAGAUGAAUCAUCGUGAUCUACGAGCGCGGAGCUUACAAAGUACGCAAAGUCGCAUCGAGUUUAUUGAAUCAUGUACAAGAUAUUACGUCGCGGUUCGGGCCGCGUGUUCGUCCUCGGCGUGGUGGUGCUGUCGCUUCUGCUGUGCCUUUACUACGUCAGCCAGGUUCAGGCACCGCCGUCGUCGUCGUCGUCGUCAUCGUCGUCGGGUCAUCCCGCCGCAGCCGCCAUUCUAAACGAGGAGCUCAGGUACGACCGCAGCAGCCUGACCUCCGUCACCCCGGAUUACAGCGAGUUACCGGACGCUCGAGUGUCACUCGCCACCUGUCCUAUAAUCGUCCCGCGAAACGUCGACAUUGAUGCUCAGCAAGAAUUCAGCAAGUUUGACUUUCAGCCCUCAUGGAUGCGGAGUCGGGAAUAUUGGGACGACAGCUUCGAGGCACGUUUCGCGGAGCUGCGAAAAGAUCCGACCAGGCCGCCCUUGAAGGUUAUCCUUGUGCCUCAUAGCCACACUGAUCCGGGAUGGCUGAAGACAUUCGAGCAGUACUUCCACAGCUCCACGAGGAGCAUCCUAAACAAUAUGGUCUCGAAGCUGCAGCAGUGGCCAAACAUGACCUUUAUCUGGAGCGAAGUCUCGUUCUUAUCAUUAUGGUGGGACAGUGCUCAUCCGACGAAGAAGAUGGUCGUGAAAAGAUUAGUGAAAGACGGUCGGCUGGAGAUGACCACCGGUGGCUGGGUCAUGACCGAUGAAGCGACAUCCCACAUUUACGCCAUGCUGGAUCAACUCAUCGAGGGUCAUCAAUGGCUCAAGACGAAUCUCGACGUGGUUCCCGAAUCGGGCUGGUCCGUCGAUCCGUUCGGCCACGGUGGCACCAUACCUUAUUUUCUGAAGGCUUCGGGCGCGACCGGUACGGUGAUCCAGAGGAUACAUUACGCGUGGAAGCAGUGGUUCGCCAAGAAGCAGUACGGCGACUUUAUCUGGCGGCAGCCGUGGGAUCGCAUCGGCUCCGCUGAUAUGCUCACGCACAAUCAGCCGUUCGACAUCUACAACAUUAAGCACUCGUGCGGUCCGCAUCCUCACGUCUGUCUCAACUUCGACUUCCGCAAGAUACGCGGCGAAUAUACCGAGUACUCGGUACGCGCCGUCGAGAUCACGCCCAACAAUGUCAAGCAGAUGGCCGAGCUCCUGUUGGAACAAUACGCGAGAACCGGCUCGCUCUUUACUCAUAACGUCGUUCUAAUGCCGCUCGGCGAUGAUUUCAGAUACGACCACGCGAUCGAAUGGGAUCAACAGUACACGAACUACAAGAUCUUGAUGGAUUACAUAAAUAGCCGCAAAGACGAAUACAAUGCCGAGGUAGUGUUUGGCACGCCGAAGGAUUAUUUCCAUGAGAUACAGAAGCGUGUAGACAAGUUUCCGUCAUUGACGGGCGACUUCUUCGUCUACUCGGACAUCUUCAGUGAGGGUAGACCGGCCUAUUGGAGCGGCUACUUUACCACUAGGCCGUACAUGAAGAUCCUCGAUCGCGAACUCGAAGCGAAUCUCAGAUCAGCCGAGAUUCUAUAUACAAUUACGCUUAAUCUUGCCAAGCAAUCCGGCAAGGAUAUAAAACUUUACGAGACAUAUUUCGAGAAGCUGGUAAAGGCCAGGCGCAAUCUGGGCCUGUUUCAGCAUCACGAUGCAAUCACCGGCACCUCCAAGUCUUUCGUGAUGAAGGAUUACGCAUUGAAGCUCUUCGAGUCAAUCUCGGAUACUACGAGUUUGCAGAGUUUCGCCAUUCAAUCGCUGGCGGCUGUUACUAGCGGCAAGUCAAAUUCCGUUUACGUGUUGGCUGAAUCAGACAGGGAUAGCUACGAGAAGCUGCCGAAGAAGAUACCGAUUGGCUUGAACGGUCACGAAACUAAAAAGAUCGUCCUCUUCAAUCCGUUGGCGCAACCCAGGCAGGAAGUGAUCAGUCUCAAAGUUACUUCGUACAAGAUCAAGGUGAUGGAUCCACAGAGAAAUCCCAUACCUUACCAGAUUGCGCCAGUGAUGAAUGCAACGAAUAUCAUGCAUGACGUGUAUGUACUGCUUUUCGUAGCCGAGCUGAAACCUCUAUCGAUCGCCACGUACCAUUUGCAACAGGUCGAUAAAGUACCGGUGGAAGCUAUCUCAACAGUGUAUUGCAGCCGUUGCGGCAAGGACAAUGUUUUUCCUAUCAAACCAAUGCAGGUGGGCGAUGUACAGCUGGAGAAUCAACGAAUGAAGUUGCUAUUUGAUGGACAGACAGGCUUUCUAAAGAGAGUUACUAAAAAAUCCACUGGUAAGAUUAUGCAGUGCGCUGUGCAAUUCGCCGCGUAUCCGUCAGCGCAAUUCCAUAGUGGCGCUUAUCUCUUCAUGCCGGAUCCGAAUCUCCGGGACACUGACAAGGAUGUUCUCGAAGCCUACACGCCUCAUCAAAAGAUCUACAUCGUUAGUGGCAGCCUUAGUUCUCGGCUCACUGUCGAGUACGGCAAAUUGCUAACGCACCAUGUGGCUAUCUAUCAUCGCGACGGUGGCCUCGGAGAAGCCAUCUACGUACGUAACAUCGUAGACUUCGAGACGCCGCCUAAGAAUCGUGAAACAGAAAUGUUCAUGCGGCUACAAACUGACAUCUCCAACGGUGAUCCACCAGAGUUUUACACCGAUCUGAACGGUCACCAGAUGAUUAAGCGCACCAAGAUUGAACGCAUCGGUAUCGAAGGCAAUUACUUUCCCAUUACAACCAUGGCCUACAUCGAAGAUUCGAGUCACCGAUUGACGCUGUUAGUAAAUCACUGUCAGGGCGCGGCCAGCUACCAACCCGGCUGGUUGGAAGUGAUGCUGGAUCGAAGAACUCUGUAUGACGACUCGCGAGGCAUGGGCGAGGGUUUGCUGGACAAUCGGCGGACCGUCAUUAAGCAUUGGUUGCUACUCGAGGACAUAACCGGCGAAAAAGACAAAUAUUCGAGGCCAUCACUAUUCGCCAAUCAUUUGAGCAACGCUCUCAACUAUCCGGUCAAUAUCUUCGUCGUGGACGGUAGCGAGCAGGAGGUCACUAUGGCGCCAGAGGUGCGAUUGCUGAGUCAGAGCUUUCCAUGCGAUCUUCAUCUGCUCAAUCUGCGCACCAAUCACGAUCAAAAACUACCGCACUUCCCAGUAAAUAGCGCUCUUAUGGUGCUGCACCGGCAGGGCUACAGCUGCUCCGUAGGCAUCGACAUAGCGCUAAAACACUGUCCGCUCAUCGAGAGACUCGCGCAGGGAACCGCGUUCUACAAGCUUGACAAUAUCAAUGUCACCAAGACAUCGCUGACUGGCACGCGGCCGGGUGUCCGUCUUAAGGACGGUCUCCAGGAAAUUGGUUUGCAACCGAUGCAACUUGAAACAUUUAAUGUGAAUUUUAUACAAUGAUGCUAAGAUGGUUGAUUGGCGAUCAAUUGUCAAUCUUGCGUUGAUUGAUUGAUGAAAUUCCGAUAAUACGCAAUAUCUGCCCUUUUCGAACAACACUGCCGUAUUAAUCGUAUUAAAUACUACCUCUUCAACUCUUUGUGUAAUGUGCGAUGUUGUUGGCGAUAAAAGACGAGAAUCCAUGGAAUACGAAAAUGCAGGUAAUUACAAAAUUUUCUUGUGUGGAACAACAUGAAGGGAAAAAAAAUUUGAAAAAGUGAUAAAUCGUUUUGAGACAAUAUAUUGAAAUAAAUGAUUACCACUUUAUGGAUUAAUUAGAACGGAUUCUUUCAGUGUUAUACGUUUAAAAAAUUUUUUAUUUUAUUAGAAGGAAUUUUUAUCAAUUUCUUUUGACAACGUACUCUACCGGUUUAGAAAUCGAUCAUUUGUGCCAUUAUUUUUUUUUUUUUUUACACAUUUAGUUUUAUCCUUUAAUCGCUUCUAUUUAGAAACAAAAAAAGAAAGUAAAAGUUUUAAAACAGAUUAAUGAUAAAAAUUAUAAAUAAAAAAUUAAAGAGAUUUAUAAAUUUCACAGUGUAAAUCUUGCGAAAUAUUGAAUCAAGCAUCACGCUAGAAUUUUUUACAUUAAUUCUUCUUGAGGACAAAUUUAGCCAACUUCUACGAUUUUUCGUGUCGGUCGCAUUACGUUUAUAUCGGAAAAUUUUCAGAAAUGACAGAAAGAGCGCGUGUGUAAAUAGAGAAUUUAAUCGAUGCAACAUAAUUAACUGCUAAUUAUGACAAACGUGCAACACGUGCACGUGCUGUGUACAUAUUGUUCCUGUAUGAUGCGUUCCUUGCAUUUUAUUAUUGAAUGACAGGAACGCCGAGGUAUCGAGAGAAAGAGGGAAGGGGAUAAGCGAGAAAUAAAAAGAUGUACACGUAAAUAUAUAUAAAUAUGUUAGUAAUUUACUACUGCGUAGUAUGAGAUCUGAUUAAUAGUAUAUUCAUUAGAACACAAGAUCUUUCCAGGUUUAUCCUGAUGUACUUUGUUUAUUGAAUUUUAAGCGAUUCUUCCAUAAACAAAUACGCUUUUCGCUGGCACAGCUUUAAUUAUGAAUUAUAAUUUAUAAUUUGUGUUUAACUUGGCCUCAUCAUAGCGUUAAAAAAAAAUAAUGGAAAUUGUGACGAUUCACUUUUUAAGUAACAGUAACGAAUUACUUUUCAAAAUUAAUAAUUUAGUAAUGUCGACGAAUUAUUUUUUAAAAGAAAAAUUGCUAACAAGUUAUUUUUCAGAGAAAAAAAUACGAGAAAGGUAGAAACGAGUUACUUUAAAAAGCAACUUUUUCAACCCUGUAUUUCUUUCUUCAUAAAUGAAGAUUUUUUUUUUUUAAAAAAAAGGAGAGGCAUUACAUGUCGAGACAUAAAAGGGGCCAAAAGACUAGGCCUAUACAAAAGAACAAAUUUGAUUAAAAUUUCAAACUGCCACUUUUAUUUGUUCGCACGAUGAAUACCCGUAGGCAGACUGACUAACACAACUACGGACAGUUCUUUUAUUAAGAGAGCGUCUAGAUACAUAUGUAUAUAUAUACAUGUAUUGUACAUAUCAAAAAUCGUAACUCGAUCUAGAGUAAUUAACGAUACCGUAGAUGACAUUUGUGAUAGUGAACGAUGUAAAGAAAAUCUCAUACAUCUAUUUUCGUAUGUUAGAUAUUUUGCUAUUGGUCUUCCCUCUUUCCCUCUCUGCGAAUACUGAUACUAGUGUCUUCUUAUAGAUGAGGGGGACACGAUUCGGAGAUUCUCUCCGCGAGAUCCGAAAAUAUAAAUUGCGUAUGUUACAAAUGCGUGUGUUAGAUGAUGGAGUUAUCUUUCAAAAAUAAUGCAAGAAUCUCCACUGAACAAAGGUACCAAGAUAAUUUAAAAAAAAGUUUAUAAAUUAUUAAAAAAAAAUUGUAAAUAAUUAAAUAUCUCUCAUGAUUCUCGAACACACUGAUAAUUGUCACGAUUGUGAAAUUUAUUUCGCUUUUUUUCAUCUUCUAAAUUGUUAGUACUAUACGCACUGAAAAUCUGUCAAAUUGAUAAUAAUAUAAUAUACUUUCUUUCGUAUCAUACGCGAAAAGUCUUUUAAAACUUUUUAUGAUUAUGAGAGUAAGUGACAAAUAUUGAGAUUCGUCAACAAUAUAUAAAUAUAUCGCAGAAUUUCUUUGCGAUCGUGGUGCGAUCGUUCCCAGUGAUCUUCCAUUUUCAUAGAGAAUCUCGAAGUGUCCCUUUUUGCAGCUGUGCGACAGUUCUAUAUAUAAAUAAUUUGUACAUAUUAGAUUAAUUAAUGGAAAGUUGCGUGCAGCUUUCGAGUAGACUGUCCCAUCCUCUGACACGAGAGACAAGAGAGGAAAUUAAUUUUUCCGAAAAUAAAAAACCGUAGAACCCACUUUAUAUGAUUUAGAAUUCAUGACAGAAUUCAAAAUAGAUUUAUGAUUUUAUAUACUGUACAUUCUAUGUAAUAUACAUGUAUGUGCGUGUGUAUAUGUAUAUUCUUAAUCUUGUAUAGAUGUAUAUUUUAAUUCUUCGAAAGUUCUGUACUACAAGUGGUACAUAAAAUUAUAAAUAGAAUUCUAUCCUGAAUUUUGUCACGAAUUAUAUAGAUCCUCUCUAAAGCGGUUUAUAAAAUAUUACUUUUGUGUAUAAAAACAAUAUUCUUCCCGGUAUGCGAAUAUAAUUAUUAUGAUCGAGAAAGUGUUUUUUUUUUUUUUAAUUAUUAAGCCUUGUAAGUUAGUUAUCGCAAUAUUUUAAAGUUAUAAAUUUAAGUAAUCAAUUUAUAUAGCUCUAAUAAAUUUCACGGUUUGCGAACGAUCGUUUAUACGAGUUUUAACGACGUUGUCCAUAAAUAGAGGAUUGUCGAUGAGAUGAUUAAACCGAUAGAUGAAGAGUAAUAGAAAAUAAAAGACGAGCGGAUGAUGCGCCGGUAAAGUAUAGAAAUAAUAAGUUUCUUUUUCCUGAAAAAAAUAUGCUCUUGUGUGUCAUUUUUGAUCAUUACUGUUGCGCAUCAUUGCGUUGGAUCUUUGACGAAAACAGGCGAAAAAAUGUUUGUAAAAAAUAAAUUAUUUAUAUUAUUUAUAUAUUUAUUCAUUUAUUAGCUUAAUAAUGCGGCUGUUUUUAUUCUGCGAUCGAUUAAAUAAUUGUAAAAAUUUAUCUCAAAUUGAUUAAUUAAUUAUAUGAUAAAAUAUUGUUUUAUUAUCGUUUCUGUUUUAGUAUUUUGUAGUUUUGUUAUUUUAAUUUACAUUUACACUAAUGAUGCAAUGCACUGCUCUCUACAUAUAUACAGUUAUUCGCUUAGUUUGAGUUUUUAAACGUAACGAAUCAAAAAAGAGCGCCUUGACAAGUGAAAUUUUGUUGUGGGUGUUUUAAGAAGACGGAGUUAAACAUUUUCGUGAAAUAAUACUUUAUUCGAGCACUGAAUCGAUAUCAGGAAGUAUCGAUGAAGUGCCCGAAACCGCGUGUUAACUACUGUCUCUAUAACGAUAUUGUAACAUAUUGUAUGUUUUGUGCCGUCAUUAGAGAAAGAGAGAGAAAUGGAGUUCUAUAUCAAAGACUAAAAGUUAUAUUACGUGUUCACACAACUCUGUCGCUCGAGUGAUUCGCAAAUAAUUUAUUACUUGGAAUCACGCGAGUGCUACCCGAUUCGAGUGACGGAUAAUGAUGAUUACGAUAUCGAUAUUCCUUUUAUGUUAUACGAUGUAAUAUUAUAUUUAUUAAAUAAAAUUAGUAACUGACGUA